AUGGACACUCGAACAGAAAAAAGCCGCAUGAAAAUCGACUCAUUGCUGAACCCCGGCGGCAUCGAUUACAGUAUCGGUAACGCACAUUCAGACUCCCAGGUAUCCUCAAACCAGUACUCCUACGGGAAGCAUCAGAUCUACUAUAACACCAGCCCUAGGCCAGUGUCUAUUGACAAUAAAUGGACUGGCUUUCACAGUGCAAGUGGUAGCCAGCAACAGUGUCAAGACGGUCCGAGGCAGUCGCAUCACCCCACAUCCAUGGGAUCAUCACCAAAGCCGUACCGUUUUGUCCAGGACUCUGGUAAUAACGGUACCGACCCACGCCAUGUUCCAGGGUGCAAUUACAAUAACGAGGAGAUGCACUUCGUCUGGUAUCACUACAUUGAUCUGUCCCAGGACUGGGAAACGGUCCUGGAGGGUUUCAACCGCCAAUUCCCUUACCGCCAGCGCCUCGGAACCCAGGGCAUGAAGCACAAGUUCUAUCGCUUCAUUAAGGAUAAGGGUGCCAAACGCGUCAAGAGGGGCCCGAAGAGCUUUAUGAAGUGGAUUCAACUCUCAUAUCCAUGGAUGCGCGAGGAUCACAAAACGGCGAUAGCUCUACAGAAGCACCCGUAG
Penicillium subrubescens is the source of this 615-nucleotide messenger RNA. RefSeq lists its product as uncharacterized. The record is from RefSeq and is a predicted model, not a curated record. NCBI's taxonomy places the organism in Eukaryota, Fungi, Ascomycota, Eurotiomycetes, Eurotiales, Aspergillaceae. The coding region runs from base 1 to 615 and encodes 204 amino acids. The transcript has a single exon.